GGGAGUUGGCUCUGCCUGCCUCCCUCUCUUUUGUUUUGUAGUUUGUGUGUGUAUAUAUAUAUACAUGCACAGAGAUUCAUGGCCUGAGAUAGCGGCUUUUUCUCUCUAAAGUCUUAAUAUCUGAGUAGAAAAUGGGAAGAGCUGAACAUUCAUCAUCUUCUUCAAUAGAUAGCAGCAGCCAUCCUGAUCUUCUUCUUCCUGUGCCUGCUGGCUCAUCAUCUUCUUCCUCUCUUUCUCAGAAAAUCAAUGGCAAUUAUGGUAACAGUCAUAUCAACACAAGAACAGAUUUGGGCACUGAUCUAAGACUUGGCCUUAGCAUCUCCCCCUCUCGUCACAAUGACUUGUCUUCCACUUCAACCCCAGGGGAGGAAGCACUGAUAAAUUGGCCACCAAUCAAAUCUGUCUUGAGGAGCAGACUUGCAGGAAAAGCAGACCAUCCCUCCUUAUUUGUGAAGGUCUACAUGGAAGGCAUUCCAAUUGGUAGAAAACUGAAUCUGUUUGCACAUGAUGGCUAUGCUGCUUUGAUUGCAACUCUUAGCCUCAUGUUCAAGGCCACCAUUCUAUGUCCUGAGGAAAAUCAUGUUCAUUCAGACAAAUAUCAAGUGCUGACUUAUGAAGAUCAAGAAGGAGAUUGGAUGCUGGUUGGAGAUGUGCCUUGGGAGAUAUUCUUGACAACUGUGAAAAGAUUGAAGAUCACCAGAGCAGACAGAGUUAGUUAAUUUUUUUUUGGUCAUCUCAGACUCAGUUAGUAGAUAUACUCUGCCCCGAUACAGUUUUGUCUUAGUGGUGGUUCAUAACUACAUACUCAAAAGAAAUUCAGAUUAAUACAUAGUUUGGGGCUGCAUCCAAUAUUCUGUACAUUAUCAAAUAUAAUAACAGUUGUAUUUGUAGACGUUUUUUUU
Molecule: messenger RNA, 902 nt
Organism: Prunus avium (sweet cherry)
Lineage: Eukaryota; Viridiplantae; Streptophyta; Magnoliopsida; Rosales; Rosaceae
Gene: IAA31
Product: indole-3-acetic acid inducible 31
Biological process (GO): regulation of DNA-templated transcription
Cellular component (GO): nucleus
Source: RefSeq, a predicted model, not a curated record